Molecule: messenger RNA, 3595 nt
Organism: Lytechinus pictus (painted urchin)
Lineage: Eukaryota; Metazoa; Echinodermata; Echinoidea; Temnopleuroida; Toxopneustidae
Product: DNA-binding protein RFX6-like
Exons: 18
Coding region: 271-2502 (743 amino acids)
Biological process (GO): regulation of transcription by RNA polymerase II
Molecular function (GO): DNA-binding transcription factor activity, RNA polymerase II-specific; RNA polymerase II cis-regulatory region sequence-specific DNA binding
Source: RefSeq, a predicted model, not a curated record
ACACAAUGACUUUGGGAUGAUGCAAGUUGUACAUCGGGAAUUCAUGAUACAGCUCUCAUUAUACAUACUUCGCACCUGGCUUUUGCACGAACAUCUACAGAAACAAAGGAAAAGUUGAAAUCUAACGUUUUAAAAAUGGGAACAGCAGCAGUCACCCAACGAGGAAAUACGGAAUAACACUUCGACCUUAUACUUCAAGAUACUCGGUCUGGAGGAAUAGAACAUCAUAGAAUCUUUGGGACGACGACAUCUUGGCAAAGACGAGCAAACAUGUCUGAUUCGAAUACUCCUGAAGGGCUGGGAAAGUCAACACAGCUGGAAGACAGUGGAGAGGGGAGUGAAAACCACGCCGAAUGCUCGGCGACGGAUGAGCCGGGAGAGGCGUUGGAUAGCACAAAACACGUUCAACUUGUAGAAACGCUGAAUUGGCUAUCGGAUAAUUACGAGCGAUCAGACGGCAUCUGUGUACCUCGAUGUGUUCUUUAUACACACUACCUGGAUUUCUGCAAGAAGCACGACUUUUCUCCAUCAAGUGCUGCAACGUUCGGAAAGAUUAUUCGACAGAAGUUUCCCAAGUUGACUACCAGGCGUCUUGGUACGAGAGGCCAAUCAAAAUACCACUAUUACGGGAUUGGCAUCAAGAGAAGUUCCAUCUACUACCAUUCAGUGUAUUCUGGCCCUGGUCUAACAAGAUUUUCAGAAAAGAAGCCUAAGAUGGAGGGAUCCAACAAGAAGUUCUCUCUUAGCUCCAAGACGGGUACUCUUCUUCCCGAGUACCCGGAUGCUCACAACCUCGUUCUCCCGCCAGAGGUCCCUUGUGAAAAGGUCGAGAUAUUCAUACUGAUGUAUCGAACUCACUCCCAACGACUGCUCGAUGUCAUCGUGUCAAAUAAUUUUGAUGAGGUUCAGAAUUUUCUUCUUCAUUUCUGGCAAGGCCUACCCCCUCAUUUGUCCUGUCUGCUGAAUUAUGACGUCAUCAUUGACGUCGUAGUACUUUGCGAUUCCAUUCUGUACAAGGUUCUCAACGACGUUCUAAUCCCAACGGUCAUCCAAGAUAUUCCCGAGAGCCUUCAAAAUGAGAUCAGAUUGUUCGCAAGAAAACUUCCAGUCUGGCUUGAGAUGUCCCUAGACCAGAUCCCAGGAGAAGUCAGGAAAAAGAAAAUGAAAGUUGUUGGAACGUUUGUUCAGAGCCUCCGACGUCAGAUGUCAUUCAUUCAUCUUGCACAGACUGCUCGAUUUGUCCUACUAAGCCACGAGUCGAUCACGGAGAUGCUGAGAGAUCUGCAAGAGAUCACGUCUAUGACAUCAUUCUAUCAUGCUGGGUUGACAGAAGAACUGAAGACUUCAUCUAAGGAAAUGCUUGCGGAAUUCGAAGCGUUGAUGAAGAAGCAAGCCCCCUUAGAAUCGUUUAUUGAAUGGAUCGACUGCGUUAUUGAUGACAGGCUUCUAAAGACGCAUGAUGAUUCGGACAUCGAUCCCUCCCAGUUCAACAGCCAAGCUUCGGAGUUCCUCAUGAAUUGGUCUUUCAUCACGGGCAAACUUAUGGCCGAGUUUACAAUGAGAGCUCUGAAGAGUUUCGGCAAGUUCCAUCUACUGAAUUUGAUGCUCCAAGAGUAUGCACUUCUGACCAUUGAGACGCAACACGAAAAGGCGGUUCAUAUUGGAUACCAGAGAAACGUUCAGCAACACAUGAAGAAAACAGCCAUUAUCAAAACGAAGGCAAUGGUGAGGACAUCGAAUCGGAAAACAGGAUCCGCCCAACCCAAUAAGGCAAAGAAAAGACGAGCAAGCACCAGUGCCAACGCACAAGAUGAUCUUGAUCCAGACCUACUGAAGAACAAACAACUACACAGUCAUGGCAGUUGUUUAAAUCACACCGAAUCAACCAGAGAUGCAUCGGGAAUGUCCUCCGAAGAUUCCAGGGACCAAGUAGGUGGCAAUCCUUCGCAGUCGUAUCCGCCGGCCUACCCCCAGAACCCGGAAGCAACCGCACCAACUAGCAACCACGUUCCCCUGCACCAAAACAUCCCAGGGCACAACUACUACAGCGACACAAACGGCGGCCAACCAGAGAGGUCAUACAACAUCCCCUACCAAAAUCAACGACCUACGCCUGAAUACGGGCACCAUAGUGUCUCUAUCCCAGUCGGUUCCUUCAGUUACCCCCAGACGACAUUCCCCAACCCCGUGGUUCCUCCACACCUUCCCCUGCCUGCCUCUUGGAACAACUCGGCGACUGGCUUCGGCGUCUACACUGAUUCACCUGGCCCGACAGCCCCGGUUCAUUACGGAAACAUGAUGCAUUUCUCGACGCCAGAACAAUCGCGUGAUUACCGCAAUUUCAAUACUCCUGGUUUCCAGCCACUCGUUGACGAUCGAACAGGGAGAUACGCUCCAACUGGAAUGAUGAUUCCAAAUAACAUGAAUAGGUUUGAAGCAGCCGAUGGUGUAGCUAGGAACCUACCGUUCCCAAGUGAUUUCCCACCCAUGCCUAAUCACUAGUCACCUGAUCAGUCAGGUUAUCAUGGACACAGAUAGUUUACGUUGAUCGAAGGGUCCAGUUACAGAUCAUGUUGCGUUGUUGCACAUAAAGAAAGUAGUACACCCAGUACUUUACUACUUAAAAAUAUCUGAAGGAGGAUUUAAAUUAUGGCAGGAUUAUGAUAAUUUCUCAGAAGGUGAUCGUCAUACCUCUUGAUUCGAUUUCAACUGAUCGACAUUUUUUUGUAUCCAUGUACUAUUUUUUUUUAGAUAAAUCUAAAAAUAUCGGGAACCAGUGACACCUUGUUUUAUGGUCUAAAAAAUAACACGGGAAAUGCCCAAGUAUCAGAGCAUGGAAGAUUAUAUACUUAUAUGAGUUGAUGAUCAUAUCUGAAGUUACCUACCGAUUGUUUUUUUUGUAAGAAUUUUCUUGAACUUCUUUAUGCCAAAUUAUGGAAUCGUUGGCUUUCCAUAGACAAGAAUAAGUUGGAUCAGUGAUUCACGAAGAUGUAUAUUAGACCGAGACUAUUGACUCUAGAGUCUAGACCAACCAUUGGUUGGUUUUGAAUCGGUUUGGUUGGCUGGACUUUAACAUUUUGUUUUCGUGUAAUGAUACAAGGGGGUCUUCGCUUCCGCAACGCGGAACAUAGAAACUUUAUUGACAUAGGCAAUUUUCGACUAUGAAAAUCCAAGAAGUCUUAAAAUAGCAGCUUAGUCCUGGACUCUGGACAAACAAAAUAUUUCUCAUAUUUCGAUAGCUCCGAAAGGUAGAACACUGUCGAACGAAACUGCUUUUUCGUUUCGCCAAUUUUCGGCAAAGACCUCCUAGCUGUUCGUUGCCAUUUGACGGACAUUUUCAAUACAUUAACUGAGUUUUAGAAUUCAUUGUGCACCGUGACAAAAGUGACGCUACUUUUGAUAAUGUCAUGAAAACCAGUAAAGACAAUUGGCUUGGUGAAGAGGCCCGAUUGUCAAGAGUGUUAUUAAAGUGAUAUUCAUUCAAUGAGAAAACAACAAUGAUCCACAACCAAAAAGUGUAAAUAUAAUCCAUUUGUUUUGUCAACAAAUGUGAGUGAAAUCUAAGUGAAUAGAAAUGCGAAUUGAUGUCAACUCC